Messenger RNA from Salmo salar (Atlantic salmon), 941 nucleotides. It is a transcript of the gene pet117, whose product is annotated as PET117 cytochrome c oxidase chaperone. Gene Ontology annotation, cellular component: mitochondrion. Gene Ontology annotation, biological process: mitochondrial respiratory chain complex IV assembly. The record is from RefSeq and is a predicted model, not a curated record. Lineage: Eukaryota; Metazoa; Chordata; Actinopteri; Salmoniformes; Salmonidae.
CUCCACUCUACAGCCUAAACUCGUCGACCUCGACAUAACUGAGAUGUCCUGUGCUAACGUUAUCCAAGUCCUAGUUUAGCAAUUCCCUUUGUCUCCCCAACUACAUGCAAUACUAGAUAGCUAGCUAUGUCUACAACCUCUAAAGUUGUACUGGGCGUUUCUGUGAUACUUACGGUGAGCACCGUUGCAGGAGUGCAUCUCAAGCAAAACUGGGACCAAGAGAGACUGCAUGCGGGAGUACUUAGAGACAUUGAACGUUUGGAGAGGAAGAGAGAGAACCUGCGAGUGCUCGAACAACAAAGGAGUCUGACCAAGGAGCUCAAGGCAGAGCGCGACAGGAGAGAAUCAGGGCAGCAGGGCUCAGACCAACCCCAGGAGUAGACUGUCUGACUCCACCUGGUUAUGAUGGAAAGUGGUGGUGAGCAGAGGGGCCAAGUGGAAGAUGAGGCAAUGUGCACCUCUGCCUCGGAGGGGCUAGAGGAGGGUGAGGUGGAGGGCGAGACGCUGCUCAUCGUGGAGUCGGAAGACCAGGCCUCGGUGGACCUCUCGCACGACCAGAGCGGUGACUCGCUCAACAGCGAUCUGGGGGAGGAUGCCGAGGGUGGCUGGAACGAGGACAUGGCCUUCUACUGCGACAAGUGCCACAAAUGGAUCCCCAUCGGUGAGAGGAGGGCCAGGCAGCCCCUGGGGGAGAGAGCGACCUUUCCCUGCGACGGGGCAUCGUUCUUUCUCAAUAUCAUUUAACAAUUGCAAAUUUGUCACUACAAUUUGGACAGAGUAUAUUUUACGCUGUUAUUUCUUCUGUAAUUUCAGUGGGGUUGGCCUUUUCUGUCCAUCCAUAGAUAUUAUAAAGGGCUGCUGUUCAAUAUUUGGAUGUCAUGUCGUGUCCUGUUGCACCGUACAUGCUUUUCAAAUAAAGAAUGAGAAUGAAAUGAACAGAA